This is a messenger RNA of Scaptodrosophila lebanonensis, 1017 nucleotides long. RefSeq names its product leucine-rich repeat extensin-like protein 3. Bases 1 to 1017 code for a protein of 338 amino acids. Gene Ontology annotation, molecular function: transcription coactivator activity. Gene Ontology annotation, cellular component: RNA polymerase II transcription regulator complex. Gene Ontology annotation, biological process: positive regulation of transcription by RNA polymerase II. The record is from RefSeq and is a predicted model, not a curated record. NCBI's taxonomy places the organism in Eukaryota, Metazoa, Arthropoda, Insecta, Diptera, Drosophilidae. The transcript is spliced from 4 exons.
AUGUCGCCCAGACGUCAAAGCGAGUUCGCGAAAGAGUUGAACAAAAGAAAUAUGGAUACAUCAUUCGUCGUCUGCAACUCGAGCCAGAGUGUGUCGACCAGAAGAAGUCCAACAAACUUUAACACCGCCAAACACAACAAAACAACAACAAUGAAACUGUUCGUCUUUGCUGUCUGCGCCAUUGCCGUCGUCUCCGCCGAUGUCUCGCACCUGAACUUGGGAGGUGGCGGUGGCUACAACUACAAUAGGCCCUCGCCUUCGUUCGAUAUUUCCUCCUCAUCGGGAUCUGGUUUCCAGCCAUCCGCUCCCCUCUUCUCCGCUCCUGCGCCAGCACCCAGCAACUCGUACUUGCCACCUUCACAGGACAUUCCAAUUUCAGCUCCCGCUCCAAUCUAUUCGGCGCCAGCGCCUGCUCCCGCUCCCAUCUACUCAGCGCCAGCGCCUGCGCCCGCUCCUAUCUACUCGGCACCAGCGCAAGCUCCAGUUAGCGAGUAUCUGCCACCUGUUCAGGAUAUUCCUGCCCCAGCUCCCGCCUACUCAGCUCCUGCUCCUGGACCAUCCUACUCAGCUCCUGCUCCUGGACCAUCGUACUCAGCACCCGCUCCAUCUAACGAGUACCUGCCACCUGUACAGGACAUUCCUGCCCCAGCUCCCGCACCAGUCUACUCUGCCCCAGCACCCGCUCCAGUCUACUCUGCUCCCGCUCCUGGUCCAUCCUACUCUGCUCCCGCUCCCGGUCCAUCCUACUCGGCGCCCGCUCCUGGACCAUCGUACUCGGCUCCCGCUCCAGCUCCAGUCUACUCGGCUCCCGCUCCAGCACCAGCUAACGAUUAUCUGCCACCUGUCCAAGACUUUCCAGCACCCGCCCCCGCUCCCAUCUACUCGGCUCCAGCGCCAGCUCCCGCUCCCAUCUACUCAGCUCCUGCUCCCAUCAGCCAACAGCCAGAGUACUCUCCAGCCCUGGAGCAGAACAAUGGCUAUCAAUAUAAUGUGCCAGCCAAGCGUUUCCGCUUCUAG